AUGAGUCCAGCGACCUACGCCAAUACGGGGCCGACCCCCUUCGCCAGCCACUACCUUUCCUAUCCCUUGGAGAAUGCUUUUAACGUGAAUCCUCAGAAAACAGCCUCCUUACCUGGCCCACUGUGCACUAAUAAAUACGCGGAGGAGGGGGCUGGGAUUGACCUUAGUGGAGGUGCGGGCCCUCCUCUCACUGGCUUUACUGGCGCCCAACAACGCAUGCAAGCACCAGUGUCCAAAUAUGGGUAUAGUACCUCCUCUUUACCUCCACCAGAAGAUAUCGUGUAUGCCGGUGUGCCACAUUCAACAGGAGGCGGCCUCGGGAAGCUCCCCGAGCCUCACUCUUUGCUGACGGUGCCUGAACCAGGUACGCAGUAUCGCGGUAGCAACAGAGAACGGUUUCAACCCAGAGCAACGACGUCCCCCGCUGGGAUAGCCUUUCGUGAAAAUGCCGGAACCCACCAGCAUGACUUGCAGCAGGAAGUCAAACGUCUUCAGACGAUGCUAAACGCUCGAGAGAACCAACUGGAUUUGAAGGAAGCAGAGCUGCAGGAUGCGCUGUCAAAGCUGCAGGAUCAGCGCAAACAAGGAAGCCAAGAAGAGCUAUCGGAGAACGAGGACGUUGAUAAAACUGCUCUUGAGGAGAAAGAGGCCGAGCUCAAGACCAUGCGAAAAAGAGUGGAAUUGCUGCGUCGUGAACGGCAAGACCUGAUGGAGUUGCUUCUGCAGAAGGAGCGUCAGGCCGCUGUACUAGAUACUGUCGACCCAUCUACGAAAGAAGCGUCCGCUCUGCAACUAGGCGUUCAGGCAAUUACCAUGGUCCAGGGGGCUUCUGAGAUGCGGGCGAAGCUGGAGCUGGCGGAGGCAGAGAUAAAACAAUUGCGCGCAGAUCGAGAAGCCGCCGAGGAGCUGCAGCAAGACACUUUUGAGAAGCUCACGGAUAAGCGCAAGGAGGCAGCAGAACUCCUUGAGCUGCUUUCACAGCGUGACAUGAAAGUAGCCCGCGUUGAAGCGUACCUACAACAGAAGACAAGGGAGCUUGAAGUCCUAGCAGCCCGGUCAAAAGAACGCCUGCAAAAGGAGCAAAGCAAGAGGGAAGAGGCUGAGCAAGAGUACCGUGUAGCAGUUGAGCAGUGCAACGCUUUCAAAGCCACCUUGGCAAGCCGGGAUGAAAAGCUCAUGCAGCUUCAAGCAGAGGUGGUGCGCCGGGAUACCCUGUUGAAGCAGUUAGAAGAACGAGUGCGGGUUUUGAGCGACGACCUUACAGGGGCACACUCCCAGCUGCAGCAGGUGCUGAAGGCAAUGGCUGCAAAAGAUGCAUACAUGCAAGAGCUCGAAGCACAGCUGCGGAAGAACGACACUGAGCGUCAGCUUGCCUAUUUGACCGAAGUGUCGAAGAGCCGUAAGCUAGCCCUUGACACCCGUAUUCAGCAAGAGCUGUGUAGGGCCGCUUUAAAUGAUAAGCGUGAGAAGUUGGCGGCAGUAAAGCAAGACUUAUUUCGAAGUGAGUCGGCGAUGGAACGAAUCCGCAAAGCUAUUGGAGCCGCUCAGACGACUGAAAAUUGUUAUGUGCGGUCGUCAGCGCUGCAGUCACCUGAUCUACACAGUCAUCCAGCAGAGCCACUGCACGUCUCCUCUGCUGGUGGCGGGAUCCCAGCAGUUUCAGCGGAGCACAGCCUCCGCACCAUGGACGCUAACUUUGUAGUUUGCCAGCCCUCUCCUUCAAACCAUCCACGAUCUGCAUGUUCAACAAAUCAGCCACGCGAGGCUUCGAUAAAGCCUGCGAGCUCUACCGAGUUCCAAACCACCUCAAAGCCACCCCAGUCUACUUCGAAGCCUCUAUCAUCGGCAUCGAGGGCCUCAACAGCAGGCUACGGCCCACAGUCCGAACAAUUCUGCCCACCUUAUUCUGCCAUACAGGAGGAUCCGCUUGAUCAGGAGGUUGCACGCGUGUGUGAAAGCCCAGAAUAUCGAUCCAUUGCUCCUCACAUUUGCAGGCUUGGCCCGGGCUCGUAUCUCUGCUGUAUGAACGAGGUUUCGAUGGAGCUCCAGCCAGAUGGCAGUGUCUCGGUGCUGCAGUCUGGCAAGAACAAGCUACCCAUACGAGCCUACCUCGACACAUUGCGGUCCACUGUAGAGGCAGGACUGCGAACAGCUACUUCAGCGCCCUCUGCAUCAGGUGCUGCACGCGCUACCGGCCAUUCGAAGAAGAAAAACGGCAACUAG
This is a messenger RNA of Eimeria acervulina, 2223 nucleotides long. Its product is annotated as high molecular mass nuclear antigen, putative. Lineage: Eukaryota; Apicomplexa; Conoidasida; Eucoccidiorida; Eimeriidae. The transcript has 2 exons. The record is from RefSeq and is a predicted model, not a curated record. Bases 1 to 2223 code for a protein of 740 amino acids.